This is a messenger RNA of Aphis gossypii (cotton aphid), 405 nucleotides long. RefSeq lists its product as uncharacterized. The record is from RefSeq and is a predicted model, not a curated record. Bases 1 to 405 code for a protein of 134 amino acids. NCBI's taxonomy places the organism in Eukaryota, Metazoa, Arthropoda, Insecta, Hemiptera, Aphididae. The transcript has a single exon.
AUGUUGACUGGCUGCAUUAACUUUCCUCAAAGUUUUUGUCAGUUAACUCGAUCAAAAGAUGAACUUAUUCAGAAGGUGUUUCCAGAUGUUUCUCAAAAUUACAGAAACCAUGAUUGGUUGAGCGAACGAGCUAUACUGGCUGCAAAAAACAUAGAUGUAAAUGAAUUAAAUUUCAAAAUUCAAGAACAAAUUACAGGCGAAUUGAGGAUAUAUAAAUCAGUUGAUUCGGCUACUAAUCAAGAUGAUGUAGUCAACUAUCCACCGGAAUUUUUAAACUCGCUGGAUUUGCCAGGAUUGCCACCUCACAAUCUUCAAUUAAAGGUUGGAUCGGUGGUUAUAAUGUUGCGAAAUAUCAACCAACCGCGUCUUUGCAACGAUACACGGUUAGCGAUAAAAAAUUACUAA